Messenger RNA from Anthonomus grandis grandis, 578 nucleotides. RefSeq lists its product as uncharacterized. Bases 119 to 526 code for a protein of 135 amino acids. The record is from RefSeq and is a predicted model, not a curated record. Lineage: Eukaryota; Metazoa; Arthropoda; Insecta; Coleoptera; Curculionidae. The transcript has 3 exons.
UAUAGUGACUAUUAAAGCACUUUUGCCAUAAAUAUGUCAAGUUUAGAUUUUUUUUAAAAUAUGAAAAAAUAUAUAAAUACCGUAUGACAAAUCUGAAAAGUAAACCGACUUUUGAAAAAUGGCCUGCAUAAUGCGUAAAGUGUUUCUGACAUUUGUAGUGGUAUUUGCUUUUUCUAGUUGUACUAAUGGACAAGGAGGGUUAUUAGGUAACACUCUUCAAGCUAUAUUAAAACUGUUAGAAUCCCUGCUUACGCAGACAGGCAACCUUACCGUCUCUCUUCUAACAGAUCUUUUAGGAUUAAAUCCUCUAACUAUAGGCUUGAACAGCACCCUAUCAGGUAUAAUAAAAACCUUGAAUGGAGGCCUCGGACUGACAGUACGUGAUGUACAAAACUUGUUGAAAUUGCUGAACGUCACCAGCAUCCUUCAGCUACCAUUUGGAACAUUGGAACAGCUUGCCCGAUACGUUAACAUUACCGCCAUAUUGGAGUUGGAAAAACGAAUAAAUAGGACUGUGUUUGGUUAAGGUUGAUUCACUCACUGGUCUUAACAUUAGAAAAUAAACGGUUAUGAAAUAA